Messenger RNA from Eufriesea mexicana, 507 nucleotides. RefSeq names its product MICOS complex subunit Mic10. Gene Ontology annotation, cellular component: mitochondrion; mitochondrial inner membrane; MICOS complex. NCBI's taxonomy places the organism in Eukaryota, Metazoa, Arthropoda, Insecta, Hymenoptera, Apidae. The transcript has 4 exons. The record is from RefSeq and is a predicted model, not a curated record. Bases 210 to 473 code for a protein of 87 amino acids.
UGUGUAUCUGUCGAAUUUAUAGCACUUUAACAUGAAGUCUGCAUCAACUAAAACUAUCCUUUUUUUGUCUUGGAAUAUUUAAUGAACAUGUUCAACACAAAUUUUGGCUUAUUUUUGUGCCGGAAACUUUGUCAUUGCAAUUUUAUAGUGAUGUUUCUGCACAACCAUGUUGUCAAAUCAAAUAUACACAAUCUACUUUAAUAUAAAAAAUGGCUACUUGGGUUGAGGACGAAAUUGGCCGAAAAUGGGAUCGGUGUUUUACAGAUGCUAUAUUUAAAUUUGGUGGAGGAAUUCUACUUGGAGGAGUAUUCUCCCUAUUUUUUUUCAAACGAAGAAAGUGGCCUGUAAUAACUGGGGCAAGUUUUGGAUUAGGUAUGGCAUACUCUAAUUGUCAAGAGGAUUUAAAUUCCACAAUAAGACAACAAAAAUCCAGGAAUUGUAGUAAACUAGAUGAAGCGAAACAAAGUUCUUAGCAAACUUCUUUUAGAAAAAAUUAUUAUGCUGUUA